Molecule: messenger RNA, 610 nt
Organism: Musca domestica (house fly)
Lineage: Eukaryota; Metazoa; Arthropoda; Insecta; Diptera; Muscidae
Product: protein transport protein Sec61 gamma-2 subunit
Exons: 2
Coding region: 172-378 (68 amino acids)
Biological process (GO): protein targeting; post-translational protein targeting to membrane, translocation
Cellular component (GO): membrane; Ssh1 translocon complex
Molecular function (GO): transmembrane protein transporter activity
Source: RefSeq, a predicted model, not a curated record
UAUUUCCAAUAAGCUGGCAACACUGUUGCCACGUCGUUUGUCGUGUCUUCGUAUACUUCGUUGACAAGUGUCAAACAAUCUUAUUCGUGUCUUCGUCAAUACAACAAUUAAAACGUACUUCAUUCGUGUUACUUCUCUUGCUGCAGCGAAAACUAGCUAAACUAACCCGCCAUGGAUAAAGUUGUGAAAUUCUGUGAACCUGGCCGUGUCUUCGCCAAGGACUCCAUUCGUUUGGUCAAACGUUGCACCAAACCCGAUCGCAAAGAGUUCCAAAAGAUUGCCAUUGCCACCGCCAUUGGUUUCUGCAUUAUGGGCUUCAUUGGUUUCUUCGUCAAGCUGAUCCACAUCCCCAUCAACAACAUCAUUGUCGGUUCAUAAGUCACAACAUAGAAAUGGAUUUUCUUCUCUGUUUCCAAAAUACAACACACAACUUUCUAAGGCUGCAUCAGCUUUUCCCACUUUUGUUUGUAUCCAAAACAAUAACACAGACGUAGGAUUAUCCGUUUCAAAUGUUUAUUUUUUAUGUUAAUACAUCAUAAGGUUUUAUAUACAACAUCCUCAAAAUACAAUAUGUUUUCCGAUAAAUAUUUGUGAAUUUGUCUGGCAUUGA